Molecule: messenger RNA, 2409 nt
Organism: Ornithodoros turicata
Lineage: Eukaryota; Metazoa; Arthropoda; Arachnida; Ixodida; Argasidae
Gene: Rlip
Product: ralA-binding protein 1-like
Exons: 15
Coding region: 208-2334 (708 amino acids)
Biological process (GO): small GTPase-mediated signal transduction
Molecular function (GO): small GTPase binding; GTPase activator activity
Source: RefSeq, a predicted model, not a curated record
UGGCAACUGAGGCCCGCGUGUUGCGAUUGUGAUGCCACCGGGUGAGCCCGAGCUGAAACGAGAAUGAUCGUGGGCUCCGGUUCUAUUUUGCGAUGAAAACUCGCUUUGCGUUACAUACGACUAAUUUUAAGGGGUAACCACACAUCUCGAUUCAGGUCUUAGUACGUAAUCGGGGACCAUAACUCACAUUGGUCUCCCCUUCACGCAAUGGAUUUCGAGAGUCCCGAUGUUGAAAAGGAUUUCCCGGGACUCUACGCUUCCGAAGCAGCUGGAAAAGGUCAAGAUAGAGAGAAUGACUACACUGAUGAGGAGAAAGUAUCUAAAAAGGAGCUACUGAUCGGAAAACUGAAAGACAAGAAAGAGAAGAAAGAUAAAGGCUAUGUUGCAUUUGAAGGGGAGAGCUCUGAAGAAGAUGCUGAUGACUGCAAAGGCAAGGGGAAGAAAAGCAAGGCACCAUUUAAGUUCCCAGGCAAAGAGAAGAGAGAAAAGUCUCUGAAGAGCAAGAGCAAGGAUGACUCUUCACGUUCCAAGAAAGACUCUCAUAAGGAUGUGUCCCAAUCCAAGAAAGGCACUGAAAAGGAAAAGGGGAUCAAAGAGCAAAAGAAGAAGGAAAGCAAAGUGAAGAUAGGCAAGAAAAAGAAGAAGCUCGACAACGUAGCAGAGAAUCCUAUUUUUGGAGUGCCUUUGUCGGUAGCUGUGGAGAGAAACCCUAGCCAUGACGGCAUUGAACUUCCAGCUAUUGUGAGGGAGUGCAUAGACUAUAUCGAGGAGCAUGGUCUGAUGUGCGAGGGCAUCUAUCGACUGUCGGGGGUGAAAUCUAAAGUGCAGCAGCUGCGAGCUGCCUAUAACCGUCAGGAAAGCGUGUGCCUUAGUGAACAUGAGCCUCAAGUGAUUGCCACCCUUCUCAAGCAAUUCCUCAGGGAAUUGCCUGAGCCUGUGCUUACUAACGAGCUGUCUGCCAAGUUUGAAGUAGCCGCAGCUAUUAAAGAUCAAGCAAAGUGUAUAGAGGCAGUCCAGAAACUGAUUGAUCAGCUGCCAGUUUCUAACAGACUACUCCUGUCCUGGGUGUUUGUUCACAUGAGCAACAUAAUUUCAAACGAAAACCACAACAAGAUGAACCUUCAGAAUGUCUUUAUUGUGCUGGGGCCAAGCAUGCAAAUCAGUCACAAAGUCCUGAAUGCUCUGUUCACUCAUGGAGGUGUCUUUUUCAAAGAUGUGCAGCUUAAGAGGUAUGUAAAGAAAAUUCAUCCUGACUCGUCUCGACAGUCACUGGAACUACCAGAGACUCCGGCAGCUAUUGAAGAAGAGCUGAGUCAUCAGGAGCAAGUAUUGAGUGAGAUUCACACACAGCUCAAUGCAGGCCUCAGAGACCCUCAGAAAGAGGAACAACUCUGGGAAGUACAGCGUGUUGUAACACAACUGAAGCGCAAGCUUCGUGUUUUAAAACAAGUAAAAAAGCCUCCUGUGGAAUCUUCAACAAAGGACUCCAUAGAAUAUAUUGACACUAGACUUCAGCAACCGAUUACAAUGCAAAAAGGUGAAGCAGUGACAAGCACACAAGCAACUUGUGCCUCAAGUGCGUCUGUGCCUGUGGAAGGGGACAAACGGACCUCAGACAGCAGUGCUGUGAUCAGUGAAAGAGUGCAGUCGACAGCAACAGAAGCUGUACCAGUGGAUGUGAAGGCAGCUUUGAAGAAUGCAGAUGUAGAAAGGGCAGUUCUAGUCAAGGAAGAUGAUGUUGUUGGCAGUGGAGAGAUGCAUGCAACUGGUGAUCUCAAGCUGGAACCCCCAGCAAAGGAUGAUGAAAAUGGUGAUGUAACUGACGUAGCGGGAGCAGCUAAUGACACAGAGAAGGAGGACACUGCGCAGCUUGCACCUAUUGAGCAACAAAAGGAAAAAGAGAGACUAUUCCCACCUGCAAAGCAGGAGGAAACAGAUCCUGAACUGCAGCAUCUGAGGUGUGAGCAGGAGGUGCUCAUCUACCAGCAGGAGGAGCUACUUUCCCUGGGUGACGAGCUGCGACGGAAGAUUGCUGCAGAGAAGAGUGAAAUUGAACGUCUCAGGAGUGAGAUCACGGAAUAUCAGAAACUAGCAAAAUACAAACAGUAUUCUGUUGAUUCUGGUGAACAUAGCAGCUCUGGCUCAGAAAGCAGUGAGAAUGAACAGGAAGAGGAUCUGAAGAAGACGUUGGCACGUCUUAUGAAAGAAAAUGAAGCUCUUUCCUUACAAAUUUCGAAUGUUAGUCAGAGGAUCCUGGAGCAGCGGGAAGCUUGCGUCGACAUCAAAGUCAGAAUGAGAGCCCUGCAGAACGAAGCGAAGCUUUUCAGGGCAUGAUUAUGCAUACGUAGCUGAUUGCCCCACAGGACCUGUACUGCCAAACCUAAACUGUAAAAAUUCAUUUUAAGUUCC